GCACAGCCGAGGCAGCUCCUGAAGUGGAGUAUUGCUGCAGUUUCAAUGUGAGGAACCCGAAAGUGGAAUUGGGGCAGCAGGAGAUCAUGGCCGGAUCGCAGGGGGUGAAUGCUUUAUGUGAAAAUCCUAAUGAUGUCUUUUUGGAUGUCUCCAAGUUGUUGCUGACAUAUGCCGAUAAUAUACUCAGAAAUCCAAGUGAGGACAAGUACAGAUCAAUCCGAAUUGGAAAUCCAACGUUUUCUACCAGACUUUUGCCCAUCAAGGGAGCUGUGGAAUGCCUUUUUGAGAUGGGCUUUCAGGAGGCCGAGACGCACCUGGUCUUUCCGAAGAGCGCGUCCGUGGAGCAGCUGAGGCGGAUCCGAGAGACGAUCGCCGCGGAGAGGGACAUGAGGCUCCGGGGCCCGCUGCCGGUGUCGGCUCCGGCUCCGGGUCCCAGCAGCACUCGCGGCCAGCCAGCAGCCGCCCCUGCCUCCGGCGAAACCCCGGCACCUCCGUCCGCCCCGCUCCCCGCCCCUGCUUCGCAGCCCACGCCUACGGAUUCCAGAAUGACGUUUUUUAGGACCCUGCAGUCAAAUUUCCAGCACGUCAUGUUGUACGAGGAUGUUGCGCUUCAGGAAAAGGCUCUCGCCCACAUACCAGCUGAGCGGCUCUGGACGGCGGCGAAGGAGAAGCUGCAAGAAGCUCAGAAAGCGGACCCAGGGAAACUGAAUGUGGAGGACCUGUUGUUGCUGGAGUUGCUCCGCUGGUUCAAGAGCGAGUUCUUCUCCUGGGUCAACAGCCUGCCCUGCAGCAGAUGUGGUGGCCCAACCCAGGCUUCAGGCCAGCUGCCUCCUUCCACAGACGACCUGCGCUGGGAUGCCCAUAGAGUGGAGAAUCACUUCUGCACAGAGUGCCAGCUGGUCAAUAGGUUCCCAAGGUACAAUAACCCAGAGAAGCUGCUCGAGACGAGACGCGGGCGGUGUGGGGAGUGGGCCAACUGUUUCACAUUAUGCUGUAGAGCAAUGGGACUGGAAGCGAGGUACAUCUGGGACAGCACAGAUCACGUCUGGACAGAAGUUUAUUCUACCUCUCAGAGCAGAUGGCUGCAUUGUGACCCGUGUGAAAAUGUCUGCGACAAGCCUCUCUUGUAUGAGAUUGGCUGGGGAAAGAAACUCUCAUACAUCAUUGCUUUUUCCAAAGAUGAGGUUGUUGAUGUCACCUGGAGGUAUUCUUGUAAGCAUGAAGAAGUUCUUUCCAGGCGGACAAAAGUCCAGGAGGACUGGCUGCGUCAAACGAUCAAUGGGCAGAGUGCUGCGCUUCUGUUUCAGGGGGCAGAAGGACUGUAUCCUGGAGAUUUCUCUGAAUCCAAGUUUCUGUGAUCACGACUAGAGCCUCUGGAGUUCUGCUAUUACUGGUAAGGGUGGAGCUGGCUGGUGGAUUCUUGCCUUCCUGUGCACCAGUGAGUCCUGUUGCUAGCCACCUGCUGGCUGUUUGUGCACGUCUCGGGGGAGGGAAAUUAUGUGUUAUUGUUGUCUCUCAUAUUGCGGUUGAUGGUUGCACCAGCAGUGUCACUUUCAAGAACAGCUGACUAUUCCAAUGUAGGAGUAUAAAAUAAAGAACAGGUCACUUUUAUAUUUGUGUAACGCGUUAGCACAAA
Molecule: messenger RNA, 1636 nt
Organism: Lepisosteus oculatus (spotted gar)
Lineage: Eukaryota; Metazoa; Chordata; Actinopteri; Semionotiformes; Lepisosteidae
Source: RefSeq, a predicted model, not a curated record